Coccidioides posadasii C735 delta SOWgp is the source of this 785-nucleotide messenger RNA. RefSeq names its product RING-box protein 1. NCBI's taxonomy places the organism in Eukaryota, Fungi, Ascomycota, Eurotiomycetes, Onygenales, Onygenaceae. Gene Ontology annotation, cellular component: nucleus; cullin-RING ubiquitin ligase complex. Gene Ontology annotation, molecular function: zinc ion binding; cullin family protein binding; ubiquitin protein ligase activity. The record is from RefSeq and is a predicted model, not a curated record. Gene Ontology annotation, biological process: ubiquitin-dependent protein catabolic process; protein ubiquitination.
CAGUAUCGCAGCUUCACCCUAAAGUAAUUUACAUCGGAGCCUAAGCCAGCACGAGAGUUGGGCAGAAGUAUUUCUUUGGCAGCCGAAGCAAAUCACUUUCAGUUGAAAGCCCAGCUAUCAAGUCGUGAUAUAUAACCUCCCUUCUACCGUAUCCCUCGCUUAUUUUGGCUACGCCUUGACCGAAUUUAAUCGAUUGUGCCUGCCUUCUGAAACAUGGCCGACGUUGAAAUGACCGAUGCCCCAACAGCGCCAGCAAAACUCCGGGGUGCGACUAAGAGCUCUAAAUCAGGCGCCGCUGAGGCCAGCUCCGAAGGAAAGAAGCGGUUUGAGGUGAAGAAAUGGAAUGCCGUCGCUCUCUGGGCAUGGGACAUUGUCGUAGACAACUGUGCCAUCUGCCGAAACCACAUCAUGGACCUGUGCAUCGAGUGCCAGGCGAACCAGGGGUCCUCGACGGCAGAAGAAUGUACUGUUGCGUGGGGAAUAUGCAAUCACGCUUUCCAUUUCCACUGCAUCUCAAGAUGGCUGAGGACGAGACAAGUCUGCCCACUAGAUAACAGAGACUGGGAAUUCCAAAAGUAUGGCCGAUAGACGGUUAUUCACUCGACGGAAAUUUUACACCGAUUACGGAGUCUUUUACAGAUCCAAAAUUUUCUCUAAAUGGGAGGAGCCACUCGAGCUGCGCCGCCGACCACUCGAUAUGGGGUUUGAUUAUGGGUUAUGGUCGGUGUUAUGGCGACAUCAGAGGUUAAUAGGGCAGUAAAUUUGAUCUUUACUUUGAAGCAAGC